Balearica regulorum gibbericeps (East African grey crowned-crane) is the source of this 1515-nucleotide messenger RNA. The record is from RefSeq and is a predicted model, not a curated record. Lineage: Eukaryota; Metazoa; Chordata; Aves; Gruiformes; Gruidae.
UAUGACCAAUUGCCCUACUCUGAUUGUCAUGGUGGGUCUCCCAGCAAGAGGAAAAACCUACAUCUCGAAGAAGCUGACACGCUAUUUAAAUUGGAUUGGAGUGCCUACAAAAGAAUUUAACGUUGGUCAGUAUCGUCGAGAUUUGGUGAAAAAGUAUAAAUCUUUUGAAUUCUUCCUGCCUGACAAUGAAGAAGGCUUGAAAAUCAGGAAACAGUGUGCCUUAGCAGCGCUGAAUGACGUCCGACAGUACCUCAGUGAAGAAAACGGGCAUGUGGCUGUCUUUGAUGCUACAAACACAACUCGAGAACGUAGAGAAACUAUUUAUAAAUUUGGUGAAGAAAAUGGAUAUAAGACUUUUUUCGUUGAGUCAGUAUGCGUUGAUCCAGAGGUUAUCGCUGCAAACAUUGUGCAAGUGAAACUGGGUAGUCCUGACUAUGUUGAUUGUAGUAAUGAUGAAGCAACAGAAGAUUUCAUGAAAAGAAUAGAGUGCUACAAGAACUCGUAUGAGACGUUAGAUGAAACUCUUGACAAGGAUCUUUCUUAUAUUAAAAUUAUGGAUGUCGGAAGGAGUUACCUUGUGAACAGAGUUAUGGAUCACAUCCAGAGCCGGAUUGUCUACUACCUCAUGAAUAUCCAUGUGACUCCCCGGUCAAUCUACCUCUGUCGACAUGGAGAAAGUGAACUCAAUCUGAAAGGGAGAAUAGGAGGAGAUCCUGGACUGUCUGUCAGGGGGAAAGAAUUUGCCAAAAGCUUGGCACAAUUUAUUAAUGAGCAAAAUAUCAAAGAUCUGAAAGUUUGGACCAGCCAGAUGAAAAGGACAAUUCAGACUGCUGAAGCCUUGGGAGUGCCUUACGAGCAGUGGAAGGUUUUGAAUGAGAUAGAUGCAGGAGUGUGUGAAGAAAUGACGUAUGAAGAAAUACAGGAAAAUUAUCCGCUUGAAUUUGCACUGAGAGACCAAGACAAAUACAGAUACAGAUACCCUAAAGGAGAGUCCUAUGAAGAUCUUGUUCAGAGACUGGAGCCGGUAAUUAUGGAACUUGAAAGGCAGGAAAAUGUGCUUGUCAUAUGUCACCAAGCUGUCAUGCGCUGUUUGCUUGCAUAUUUUCUUGACAAGCCUGCAGAACAACUGCCUUACCUGAAGUGCCCGCUGCAUACUGUCUUAAAGCUAACCCCUGUGGCUUACGGAUGUAAAGUAGAAUCUAUAUUUCUGAAUGUUGAAGCUGUAAACACACACAGAGAUAAACCCGAGAAUGUAGACAUUUCCCGACCUCCCGAGGACGCUCUUGUAACAGUCCCUGCUCAUCAGUGAAUCCUGUGUGCUGAUCAACUAUCGAACUUGGGGUGCUGUUUUCAUCCUACUACUUCAAAAUAAAUUGAAAAACUAAUCAUUCCAAUCACUUUGAAAUAAAAAAGCCCCACCCAAACCCAACAACUCAAAACCCAAAUCAAAUGUUUGUACAGCGCAUGACUUGAAAAAAAAUUAUUAUCAAAUCACAAUAAAACUGUAUUGCACUG